AUGACGUCCAGGCCGCAGCCACGUCGUCGAGUGGUCAUCAAGAGGAAGGUGUCGUCCUCAACCUACGAAAGACACAAGGCAAAGAUGGAAAAUUUGGGUCUGGACCCAUCUGACCCAUUGCCACCACAAUCAGAACAAUUUGUGGACGUGGCAGAGGAGGAGCUUGACGCGCCGGAUCCGGAGUUGUGCCGGCCCUGGAUUCUGGAUGAGUCCUGCCAACAGUUCGCCAAAGAUGGCGCCAGCCGGUCGUGGCGUGCGGAUGUCCAUAUCUUCGCCGGGCGGUCCUACUGUGUCAAGGAAAGGAAGACAGUGAGUCUGAAGACACGUACUUUGGAAGAGCAGAUAGUGGCCAAGAGGUACGAUCGCGCCCUCGAGCGUUUUGCGCAGCAGCAAGAAGAGUGGGAAAAGUUCCGGCAUCAUGCUUCUCGCAAGACCGGCAGGGACAAGGAAGAGCUCGUUGUGACACGGGCAGAGGAGUACAGAGAGCGGCUGGAGGUGAUGGAGCUGCUGGAUCGUGCAACGCCAGAGGAAAUCAAGAGCGGUGGUUUCAACUGGUACCAUUCUCUUCGCGGAGAGGGGACACGCUUCAUUCAGGUUGGCAAUAUGUUCUCUGGACUGUACUUGCCCAUGAAGUUGCACAAGGAGAACUUUGUACACGAAAUCAUCAGGAAGCCCCUGCUCGUGGACCUGACGACGGCAAGGCACACGGCAGAAGCGAGCGGCAAGAAGAAGCCUCGAUCGUGGCGGGAUGAUGAGUGCCCCGCUUUGGGCAAAAUGUCCAGGGCAUCUCGGAGCGCUGCACUGAGGUACUUGCUGGCCAGGAUCCGGAAGUACGGAGCAAAGAUGAAGGAGAGUAGCGGCAAAAUGGGUGAAGCCGAAAUCUACCUUUCACGUGAGAUUGCAGAGGAGAUGGCACCAGGACAGCUCGAAUAUGACGAGAUAAUGGUUAAGGCGCUGCGGCCUGUAGAGGCUGAGAUGCAAGAAGGCAUGGUGGAGGAAGAUCUUAUGGCAGCUCUGCUGGAAGAGGGUGCUGCUGACAACACCAUGCCGCUCGAGCAGGAGCCUUUGGCAAGCGCUGCCUUCGUGGCACCCAUUGAAGGUCCAAAUGCCGAGGUGACUCCGGCUCGGUUGCACUUUCAGGCAGAUGCCAAGACGACCUGCACGAGGACUAUUCGCCUCAGAAAUACUGGCUCGGCUGCGAUCCAGUUCGAGUGGGUGCAGAACGCUCCGCAGCAAGGUUUUCAGGAGAGUCUGCUGCCGCAAGAUCCAAACCAACACUUCACCUGCCACCAGACUUCAGGGCGAGUGCUUCCGGGUGAGGAUGUGCAGACCAUGUUCUCGUUCACCUCCCCUGCUCCGGGCACCUUUCAGAGCUCUUGGCGGCUCCAAACCUACCCACAGCUUUUCGAGCCCAUUGCAGAAUUGGCGAUGAACGGUUCAGCGACAAUCGGAGACGUGCACUGGGAGCGGAGAGAGGCUCUGCAAGCGCACAUGGUCAAGGAGCAGACCAUCAGCCUGGCUUCAGAGCUUGCCGAAGACAUCGUUGCAUCUGCGGUCACUGACGGCUGGAAGCUUCUUCCGCCGCCGCUGCCGGAUCUCAGCCAGCCCUCAGUGCAGGAGAGGCUCUUUGAAGAAGUGAAUGGCGCAGAUGGCUUGUUCUGGUCACACAAUGCCUGGACGAUCUUCUCCGAGCUGCGAGAAAAGGUCGAGCGAGCUUCACCUUCUGACAUCCCGGCCGACAGAGGUCCGGCCGAAGUCAGCUUCGAGCCUCCACCUGGGGCACGCGGGCACCGGCCGGUGCCGAAGGUCGAGGCUCCGCCACCAGAGGCUUUGACGCCGGUGGAGCGGCUGGAGGUCCCCUCCCUCAGAAGGAUGCAGGCCCAGCUUGACAGGCUGCCCAAUCCGGAACCCGAUGAGUAUGGCCAGGUCCCCAGGACGGCAAAGACUGAGCUUCAGUUCGAGCUCGAUCGAGCCGCCCGCUGGGCGAGGUGUCGCCCUCUAGAGCGCUCGCCGCUUUGGUGGCUUGCUUACGAGACCAUCCUGGAAAUCGCUUCCGUCCUCCCGGACAAAUGGGCAGCAACGCGUCAGCGAAAUGGGCUGGAGCCUCUGCCGUUUCUGACACCGCCUGACGAUGAUGCUGCUCCAGAUGAAGUUGAGGAGUACAAUCAGAAACUCGAGGACCGAAAGGCCAAACUGGCACCAGAAGAGAAGGAGGCUGAAGUUCGCGAAAUCUUCUGCCGCGGGUUCAUGAAGAACAAGUUUGGACCUGCCUGCUCGCGAUUUGAGGUAGUCGCGAAGGAGGCAACUGUAACGGCUCGUAUCUCGCACGCUGGUGGCCUGACGUUGGCAGACAGACUGCGGCCAUACCUGGGUCAAGCCGCUGCAGAGGCACCUGAGGGAGACGAGCUCGAGGAAGGAGAGGAGGCUCAAGUCGAAACCCAGGACUUUGGAGAUGGACUUCUCGUGACAAUGGCUGCCAUCGAAACCGAAUUGUCUGAUUUCGUGGAGACCAUGCAAUUGCCGAUUCGAGCGUCAGCUGCUGAGGAGGAAGCGGCAAGAGCAGAGCUGGAAGAGCUCGGAAAGCCAGCCGUGGACGAGGAUGGCAAAGAAACCAUCCCAGCUCCACUACUCAUAGUUCUUGGCGGCGGCUCCAACGCAGAGAAUCAAGAGGAGGUCCUCCUGAAAAAGCUGGAGCUGCUUAUAGGGCUCUCACGCUUCGCGGAGCAUGAGAAGGGUGGCGUGCACGUCUACAUUGGGGGCGCGCUCGCGAGCUACGUGUUGUCAGGUGUCCUCGGCAUGUCGAUGGGCCCCAGCUCCCUUAAUGAUGGUGCGAUCAAAGCGUCGCUCAAGGAGGCUCUUCUGGAAGUGAUGAGGUUGGGCAUUUCGAUUUCGUUGCCCCUUGAUCUUGUGUGCGAGGAGGUCGCCCACGAGGCCAAAGAUGGAGAGGAGCCCGGUGAUCCUCAGGAUGCAGGCACUGGACACGCAGCAUCGCUUGCGGCUGCAUGGCGACAAGUCGCCAGCACGCCGCUUUUCCUUGGAUAUUCUGAUUGGGCAGGGAAAUGCCCACCCAACUUUUUGAUGCCUGGCCUCCCGCGGCUUGAAACACCGGUGCGGGUACAGACCUCUGCACUGGCUGAUGGCCAAUAUUCUCCGGGGGUGAUUCCUCCGUUGGCACUUAGUCCUCGAACUUCUCUUGGCCCUCUGAGUCCCCUGGGCGACGGCAAGCGCCAACCCAAGCGGAGCUUGCUGCAGCAACGGAAGCAACGCCUUGGCAACUUGCAGCUGGACACAUCCUGUAAUGGUAACCUUUCAGCCUUGAAUCAACAUGAUGGGCUGAAGGCGAGAUACAUUGUCCACGAGUCUCUGGGCCAAGGAUCUAUGGGCACCGUUUACCGUGGGACUCGAAGGUCCGACCAAAGAGAGGUUGCCUUGAAAGCCAUGCAGGCGCUCGAUGAAGAGAUGACGGAACUGCUAAAGCAAGAAUUUAAGAUUCUGCGGAAGCUGUCCCAUCCUCACGUAAUCGAGGCUUUGGAUUUCUUUGUUGCCGACGAUCAGGCAGUGCUGGUCCUAGAGCUCUUUGAAGGUUUGCCGCUAUCAACUGCUGCCAGAUCGACGCCCUGCGCACUUCCAGAGUGUGUCGGGCAGCGUCUAUUUAAGCAGCUGACUCUGGCCAUUGAUUACCUGCACCACCGCCAAAUUAUCCAUCGAGACAUCAAGGGAGAAAAUGUACUGGUCAGCCAGAACUUGAUGGAUCUACGGCUUAUUGAUUUCAACAGUGCUAGGUGUCUGCUGGAAGGAGGCUCCCUGACUAAUGCUGGCACGCAGGAAUAUGCAUCGCCGGAAGUUUGCAGAGGUGAGCCGCAUUCUGCGAGCAGUGAUAUCUGGUGCGCCGGUCUUUGCCUUUAUGUCAUGUUGGCAGGGCACCUUCCACGCAGGGGACACCAGUAUAAGAGUUUCGAGGCCUUCAAACAAGCUGUUUCAACGGAAGCUGUGGUGUUGAAGGGCCGCAUCGAGAGAGGCAAACGACACACAGUUCAAUCCAGACUGCCCGUGGUCUUCAAGGGCGAGGCUUGGAACGAGGUGAGUGCUACAUCUCAGUGGACACGCAGCACGGCACCCUUCAUCUUCAAAAGUGCGAGUUGGCCAGGACAGCCUCCACAUGUUGAAGGGGUCGAAGACCUCCCCGAAGAAGAAGCCGGAGAUACCGAGGCUGGCGAGGUUGCAGCAAACGCCAGUGGCAUUCCUGAAUUCUGGAUGGUGCGGGACAUCGGUCCUGCAGCGGUGGAACAGCUCAGGAUGCUCCUGAGACGAAGCCGUGGUGCAAUCUGGAAUGGAGCCCUGGGCUGCCACGAGGAUGCGCGCUGGCAGAAGGGCACGCAAGAGCUCAUCAACCUAGUCGAGGGACGCUUAACCGGCGCCGGCGAGGCUGAGGAGGAAGAUGAUGAAGACGAAGAAGACGAAGAGGAAGAUGAGGAAGGUGACGAAGACGGCGAUGAAGACGGAGAAGCAAAGCCAAGGAAAGAGCCGAAGCUACCGAAAGAACGCCCAGCGGAAUUUCUAGAAAUGCUAGGACGAAAUGCGUUGCUCUUCAUCGCAUUGCAGUUUGGCUCUCGAUUUGCAAAUUCUUUCUUGGUAACCGCUGCCAGGUAUGAGUUGCUCGAGGCGGGUGGCGUCAUGCAGUUUGCUGGAGCCCAAGUGGCAACCAGCCUAGCUCGCAUGGUUGUGUCGCAGAUCGCUGGCCUUCUAACGGACAACUUUGCCCUGAAGAAAAUGUACGUCGCGACGGAGGUAUGCAACUUGGUCCUGGCUCUAGCGAUGCUCGCAAGUGGCCAUGCAUCUGGUAGCGUGCUCUUCAUUCUGAACAUAGGCUUGGGUUUGCUCUACUCCUUCUCACAGCCGGUGACCAAAUCCAUGCCGCCGGCUGUAACUCCUUCGCGUGAGGAUCUUGCUGUCAUCAAUGGGUGGGAUCUGACCUGUGACAAGGUGGGCCGAUAUUUGGCACCGUUUGCCUAUGCCAUGGCGUCUUCCAGCCAUGGGUUUGGCUUUGCAGUGCUGCUCAGUUGCUUCCUGUACGGCGUCUUGGCCGUGCUGCGAACGUGCGUUGUCGUGGUUGAGCCCCCGCGAGAACCUUCCAAAAUGGGCUCCAAAGCAACUGUUCGCGACAAGUUGGGGCGUCUUUUUCAACAGAUCGCAGAUGGCGUCAUGUCACUGCGGCGGGACUCCGUGUUGCGUCUUCUCAUUCUGAACACAUUAGUGACAAAUGUUUUCCUUUAUCCUCUGAAUUCUGUACAUUUUCCGGUGCUCUUCAAGCGGGUCGCCGAAGUCGGGGGAGAACAUUCUGUGGUGGAUGGCUUGCUGCAGGGAGCCAUGAGCUUCCUGAACAUCAAGAAGAAGGACAUGUGGAGAAACUACAGCGCGUUGGUUUCUCUCGGCGGUGUCGUAGGCCCUUUCCUGUCAAACGCUCUGAUCUACAUGUUGGAGUCCUACUCCGCCAGCCAGAAGUCCUGCAGACUCUGGGUCGGCAUCAACUUCGGGGUUGCCGGGCAAGUCGCCACGAUGGCUCUCCUGGCCCUCAUGGUGUCUUUCAGUGGAUCCGUGGGCACUGGUUUGCUGGUUUUCAACCUCGUGAGUGCGUGGGUUGUCACUAUCUCUGUCAACAACAUCGUCACCACAUAUUUCAACUCGAUCUCGCAAGAGCGGCUGCAGCAAAAUGAGCGGGGCCGUUUCAUUGCGAACAUCAUGACAGUUUUCACGCUGGGAAGUUCUCUCGGUACACUCAUCUUCGGUUCUAUCUCCACGCUGCCCGCUGGCCCUUGGCCCAAGCUCAAGCAGUAUGCCGCCCCAGACGGAGCUGAGCUUCAAGAACCCCAGCAGUUCCUGGACUCCGACGCCCUGCGCUUGUCACUGGAGGCCACCCCCUCGGCGAACUCGCGCAAGCGAAAGGCCGAUGAGGCGCAGGUUCUCGAAACCGGGGAGACGGUAGCCAUAAAGUCGAUCCGUAUGCAGGACAAGGAUCGGGAGGUCCAGAUUCUGAAGGAGCUGGACGGGCACCCGAACAUCGUGACUCUGCACGGUGCAUUCCUCAGCGACGAGGGCACCGCGACUAACGGUGGCACCAGGCUCAAUCUGGUGCUGGAGUAUCUUUCUGAUACUCUGCACCGUGUGAUCAAGCACUACAACACGACAAACAGCAAGAUGGACGCUUUCUAUGUGAAGCUGUACCAGUUUCAGCUCAUGCGAGGCCUUGCCUUCGUCCAUGGUCGUGGUAUCGCACACUGUGACUUGAAGCCGCAGAACCUGCUGCUGGAUGGUAAAUCGCAGACCCUUAAGAUCUGCGAUUUCGGCACCGCGAAGCGCAUGGUUUUCGGGGAACAGGGACGAGCUUAUAUGGUCUCUCGGUACUACCGUGCUCCCGAGCUGAUUCUGGGAGCCACCCAGUUCAGCACAAGCGUGGACCUUUGGUCUGCAGGAUGCGUCUUUGCAGAGCUGAUCCUGGGUCAACCGCUGUUCACGGGCAAAGAUGGUAUCGAUCAGCUCGUGCAAAUCGUUAAAGUUCUCGGAACUCCUUCUACGCAACAGUUGCGCUGCCGCCUUGGUGCAAAGUUGGUAGACAGAUGUAAUAAUUCCACGAAGAUGUACGAAGAUUUGAGGAGUACUAUGAGUACUUAA
This is a messenger RNA of Symbiodinium sp. CCMP2592, 6669 nucleotides long. The record is from the annotation of a GenBank genome assembly. Lineage: Eukaryota; Dinophyceae; Suessiales; Symbiodiniaceae.